AUGUGUUCGAUUCGUGCAGAUUUGAGCGGAAGGAUCUUCCCGGAGCCGAUCGACCACUUCGACCGGCUUCCGGACUCCGUCGUUCUCCUGAUCUUCAACAGGAUCGGCGAUGUCAAGUCCCUUGGCAAGUGCUGCGUCGUCUCGAGGCGGUUCCACUCUCUCGUCCCCCAGGUCGACGAAGUCGUGGUCCGAGUGGACUGCGUCAUCUCCGACGAAUACGAAGACGGCGACUCAUCAGCGACUUCCUCCUCGUCCGCCGCCGCCGCCGACAAGUCACGCCAUCCAAUCUCCUCCCUAUUCCGCAUCCUCUUCUCCGGGCUCUUCAAGCCCCUGCAGUCCCUUUCCCAGCUCAUCGCCCCUUCUACUCGCCGCCUCACUCUUCCCGAGGAUUCCGACUGCGAGACGGAGGAGCAGGCCGGGGUCGCUCACCAUUCACCCACUCAGGUAUUGAAAAAUUUCAACGAGAUUAAGCUCCUCAGAAUUGAGCUCCCGAGUGGGGAAUUAGGGAUUGAUGAGGGUGUGUUGCUAAAGUGGAAGGCGAAUUUCGGCUCCACUCUUGAUAGCUGUGUUAUUCUUGGAGCCACCAGUGUUAUUCACAACAUGAGUACAGAGCUCGAAUGUAAUGAUGCUGUUAGCAAUUUCACUAACGGUGGCAUGGAGAAUGAUAAUAACGGGAGUUUACCCGAAUCGUUUUACACUAACGGUGGGUUGAAACUGAGAGUUGUAUGGACUAUUAGCUCCUUGAUAGCUGCCUCAGCUAGGCAUUAUCUGCUGCAGCCUAUAAUAUCUGAGCACAAGACAUUGGAGGACUUGGUUUUGACUGAUGGUGAUGGGCAAGGGAUUUUGUCUAUGAACAAAGAGCAGUUGGAGGAGUUUAGAGUGAAGCCCCUUUCGGCAUCUUCAGCUUCGAAGAGGACUUUGGUGCCAGCUUUGAAUAUGCGGCUUUGGUAUGCGGCCCAUCUCGAGUUGCCGAAUGGUUUGUUCCUGAAAGGGGCAACUUUAGUUGCGAUUAGGCCCAGUGAGCAGCAGCCCAAGAAGGAGAUGAUGGGCUCCGAGGGGGAUUGGGUAGUGUCGGCCUUUGACGAGCCAUUUGUGACAGCUGCAAGGAUGUUGGUGAAGAGGAGAACUUAUUGCCUAGAAAUGAAUUCAUUUUGA
This is a messenger RNA of Striga hermonthica, 1155 nucleotides long. Lineage: Eukaryota; Viridiplantae; Streptophyta; Magnoliopsida; Lamiales; Orobanchaceae. The record is from the annotation of a GenBank genome assembly.